AUGGCAUCCUUGUUUUACUUUUUGAACGACCUGGUGCAGGGCAUCAGAGGGACAAAUACUACAUUUCUCACUGACAAGGAAGUUCCCGGUGCCGAUCUCACCGGUAAAUGGAUCAUCAUCACUGGCGCGAAUAACGGCAUUGGGUUCGAAGCAGCAAAGUCCUUCGCAACAUGGGCUGCGGCUAAAGUGUGCAAUGAGAUCGCACAGGCCCACGGCCACUCGUCGACGAUCGAAUGGUGGCCCUUGGAUAUGGGCGAUUUUGAAACCGUGGAGGCAUUUGCCCAACGAUGGAUCGCCACUGAAAACCCUUUGGAUAUCCUUUGCAACAAUGCUGGCAUCGCAGUUGCUCCUCUGGAUGCCAAAACCAAGGAUGGAUUCCAUCCAGUUCAUCAGAUUAACUAUCUCUCCCAUGUAUUGCUGACCCUACGCCUUCUGCCAUCCCUCGCAGAACAGACCCCAGGACGCAUCGUCUGCACCACAUCAUGCUACCACCACCUCGGCACUUACAACGCAGAUCUCGACUCUAGCGCAACCCUGCCUGGCAACCAAUAUCGCGAUAACAAACUCUACUACCAGAUGUGGCUCACAGAGCUACAGCUACGCCUGCUCAGACAUCCCAGCUACAAGGGCAUAACCGUGAACGGAGUCAACCCAGGCUUCGUCUCCUCGUCCAUCUGGACGGCCGUGAAAGCGGAGGGCGGCCGAAGUCUCCAGUUCCUUCUUAGUUAUGUUGCCAUCAAUCCUCAACAGGGCAGCUUGGCGAUCACGUACGCAGCUACCAGUCCCGAGUUUGGACCCGAUCCGAAGACACAGGGGAUCGGUGCGCCUAAUGGGCGUGGAGGCGGUAAAUAUAUCAAUCGCAUAUGGGACGCAGCGCCAAAGCGACAUGUUAAUGAUCCGGAAUUGAGGUCGCAGGUGUGGAUCAAGACGGCUGAGAAGCUGAAACUUUCGGAGAAAGGUCUCUUGGAUGUCUUGGGUCUCUGA
Molecule: messenger RNA, 984 nt
Organism: Penicillium cosmopolitanum
Lineage: Eukaryota; Fungi; Ascomycota; Eurotiomycetes; Eurotiales; Aspergillaceae
Product: Short-chain dehydrogenase/reductase SDR
Exons: 3
Coding region: 1-984 (327 amino acids)
Source: RefSeq, a predicted model, not a curated record